Messenger RNA from Fusarium graminearum PH-1, 1030 nucleotides. RefSeq lists its product as uncharacterized. The transcript is spliced from 3 exons. The record is from RefSeq and is a predicted model, not a curated record. Gene Ontology annotation, cellular component: plasma membrane; SNARE complex. Gene Ontology annotation, biological process: vesicle fusion; vesicle-mediated transport. Gene Ontology annotation, molecular function: syntaxin binding; SNAP receptor activity. The coding region runs from base 183 to 539 and encodes 118 amino acids. NCBI's taxonomy places the organism in Eukaryota, Fungi, Ascomycota, Sordariomycetes, Hypocreales, Nectriaceae.
CCAACCUCUCGCUACGCCAACCUCCUUCUUUCGCAUACAAUAUCCCAACAACACGGCACGAAACGACAACGACUUCUUGAUCUCGAAACCCCUUCUCGUCCAUCGUCCAUUUUUUGCGCUUCUUCGAUUGAUACCCCAUUGCUAUUUUCUAGCGCUCGACAGCUUCACAAAACACAGCCAAAAUGCCUGAGCAGGAAGCCCCCUACGACCCCUAUAUCCCCAGCGGCCAGGCUGGAGCCCAGCAGCAGCAGGGUACUGGCGGCAAUGCUAGGACGCAGGCGCUGCAAGCUCAAAUCGACGACACCGUGGGUGUGAUGCGUGACAAUAUCAACAAGGUAUCUCAACGUGGUGAGCGACUCGACGCUUUGCAGGAUAAGACCGACAACUUGGCUGUUUCAGCACAAGGUUUCCGCCGAGGAGCCAACAGGGUCCGAAAGCAGAUGUGGUGGAAGGAUAUGAAGAUGCGCAUGUGCCUGAUUAUCGGUAUCAUUAUUCUGCUGGUCAUCAUCAUUGUCCCUUCUGUUGUGGCUACCCGUUAAAAGCCCAAUAAAAGCUUUGGGUAUUGGUCCUCACGAUGCACACGCUUGGGACAUGACGAAUUCGAAUAAUCGCAAGCUACGACCAUGGGUUAUGGAACUUUUUUUGGGCAACUGGCCAUUAUUGCAAUGGAAUAUGAUUUGAGCACGGUGGAGUUUGUUCACAUUGGGUCCCGGUCAUGUUGUGCUGGCGACUUUGCUCUUGGGGUUGUCUGCUGACGACGCAGUCUCAGCAUCACUCCUGCAACGCUGGCCAGGGCUGGAUGUAUGAGAUUAGGCGUUCCCCGAUUAAUUGAGAUGUAUACCUUUUGACGCAUUUUGACCGGCAGAUUCGGGAUUUGUCUUGCUGCAUGGUUCGUAUCGGCGCAAGAAUCAGCUGACAGGGCUCUUGGAAUCAUUGGCAAGACGAGGUCGGUUACGAGCGUGGUUGGAGGUCAACGGUUCUCUCCUCUACCUUCUGACGGAAUGCCUACGAGUUUUCUUAGCAGCAUAAG